Molecule: messenger RNA, 906 nt
Organism: Fusarium proliferatum ET1
Lineage: Eukaryota; Fungi; Ascomycota; Sordariomycetes; Hypocreales; Nectriaceae
Exons: 1
Coding region: 1-906 (301 amino acids)
Biological process (GO): protein phosphorylation
Molecular function (GO): protein kinase activity; ATP binding
Source: RefSeq, a predicted model, not a curated record
AUGGACAACCCUGCCGAAGGUCCUCGUAAGUUUCCCUCUCAGCAUUUCCCACCUUCUUGCCCCAAACCGCUGACCAGCAUGAUCACAACAGCAGCAUACAACGUCGGCGACGUCCUGAAGUUGGAAAUUCUUCAGAGCAACAACGAUGUCUUGCCCCAGUACGAGGAAGUCUCGGUCGAGAUUACCGAGCUCAUCACCUGUACCAUGGCUACCGUCGUGCGUGUCAAGUUCGACAAAGGUUGCGCCGUCCUUAAGCUCUACGAUCGUCGAUUCGGCAAUGGACUCCGCGACUGCGGGUACGAAAAUAUCCCCUACUGUGAAGAAGCCAAGGCCGCAUUCCACGGGUUCCUGAAGCGAGGCGCCAUGGGCCCUUUCCUCAAAGAGAUGGACGACGAAGACUCGACGUCUGACUUACGAACUGCAAGCCAGAUUCGCGCAGAGCCAGAUGGAGUUGCCCGCUUCGAAGCACUCCUAUGGCGAUAUACCGACAAACACUAUAAAACUGAGACUGAGGCAUACAUGCGUAUGCAGGAUCUUCAGGGAGUCCUUAUCCCGAGAUUCUACGCUGCCGUGCUUGUGGCCACUGGCAAGAAAAACACCAGGAAGAAUUCGUACUUUGAUAUUCAUGGCAUCUUACUCGAGUCCAUCGAAGGCCACUCUCUAGAUGAAUUCAUUUCCAAACCUUGCGCCCCCACAACCGAACAAGAGUGGUUAUCUAUCGUACAGCAUGCAGUCGACUCAGCACACGAGAUCAACAAACGAGGCAUAAUUCUCGACGAUAGCGCCCCCCGUAAUGUGGUUGUUGACCGAACCUCACACCAGGUUUUCCUCAUUGACUUUGCUCAAUGCUUCUUCAAGGACACAAUCUUCAACACUUGGGAAUGGGAUACGGACGCGGAGGACUAG